AUGCACUGUGAUACAUGUCUUGUCAAUCUGUGUAAGGCAUGUGUGGGAGAACAUUUUUCUUCUAAUCUCUCAAAAUCCCAUACAAUUGUUGAUUUCAAGGACAGAAACUCUACUCCAGUUUACCCUGGAUGUACAUCGCAUGAUAAUGAGCGAUGCAAAGUGUACUGCAAUCAGUGUGACAUUCCAGUUUGCACAUCUUAUCAACAUUUAGGUCAUAAAUUAUCAGAAAUAUUGGAAGUCUUGGAUGAAAAGAAGCUUUUGAAAAAUAAAAGUGAAUUAAAUAAGGACAUUUUUCCAACUUACCAGGAAAUUGUCAAAGAUUUACAAAAUAGAAUAAGUCAGUUGGAAAAGGAAUAUGAAGAUCUCUUAAUGGAAAUAACAAAACAUGGAGAGGAAUGGCACAGAGAAAUUGACGAACUUGUCAAGAAACUCAAAGCGGAAGUAGAUGAGAUGAAAAACACACAGUUACAAACUCUUCAGAAUCAACUGGAUGAAGUAAAAAACAAAGUUCUUGAAAUCAAAGAAGGAAUCAAUUUCAUUGAAUUUGCUGUCAAUUCUUCUGAUAUUUCCAAGUUAUUUAGUGGUUCAUUAAAUGUAAACAAGUAUAGAAGAUUACCAAAUAAAAUUGUACUUUCUUUCCCCAAAUUUAUCCCAGGAAAUAUCAAUAGAGAGAAACUUAAUGAGCUCUUCGGAGUUUUGUCAUCAGCUUCUUUCCAUGAAAAGAAAUACAGCAUGAAGGCAACUCAAAAAUCAGUAGAAGAUGACAUCUCUACGCCAGUCAAACAACUGCUUCGUAAUCCAGAGAAUAUCACCACCAUAGACACUUGCUAUUUUUUUUAA
This is a messenger RNA of Saccostrea cuccullata (small rock oyster), 840 nucleotides long. Its product is annotated as E3 ubiquitin-protein ligase TRIM45-like. The coding region runs from base 1 to 840 and encodes 279 amino acids. Lineage: Eukaryota; Metazoa; Mollusca; Bivalvia; Ostreida; Ostreidae. The transcript has a single exon. The record is from RefSeq and is a predicted model, not a curated record.